Centruroides sculpturatus (bark scorpion) is the source of this 5413-nucleotide messenger RNA. RefSeq lists its product as uncharacterized. The record is from RefSeq and is a predicted model, not a curated record. The coding region runs from base 8 to 5413 and encodes 1801 amino acids. Gene Ontology annotation, cellular component: membrane. NCBI's taxonomy places the organism in Eukaryota, Metazoa, Arthropoda, Arachnida, Scorpiones, Buthidae. Gene Ontology annotation, molecular function: calcium ion binding. The transcript is spliced from 31 exons.
CGAAACGAUGGAAAAAACUGUAAUCCUUAUCGUCGUUUUCUUCAAAGUAAGUGUUUGUGUUAAAUUUUGUACAAAAUACGGCGACGAUUGUCCGGAAGAAUUUUGCCAAAGAUCGAUACCCUGUUACCACGGAAACUGCGAUGUUAUGGGACACUGUAUAUGCGAGGCGUGUUACCAGGGCGACAGCUGCGAUAUUUACGAGGAUAAACACCCUCCACUCUUUACGCAUCCCAACGAUGUCGUAUAUAUCGACCAACGUAAGUUGUUAGAGGCGGUGUAUCGCGCUAAAGCCAUCGAUGAGGAUUUUGUCAGCACGUGUGGAAGAAAUUCGACAAAAUGUGACUGUUCGACCAUUCGAUAUUACUUAUUUGAUAUAAAAAAUUAUUUUACUAUAAACAGUAUAACUGGAGAAGUGUUUAUUAAAGAUCCCAAUGGUCUUCUAUCAGUCGAUGUUUACACUAUAUAUAUUAAAGCCAAGGGUGUAAACUACGACGAAAAGCACAACAGUUCGAUCGAGGUAAAAUUUUACGUAAAAACGGGUAUAACUUCCAAUAAAACCAGAGAAAUUCAUAAAAAUGUGUCGUCGAAUGCGCGCUAUACUCCGCUUCGCAGAGAAAAAAGACAGGACCAGUCUGGGUCUGGAAAUUAUUUCGAAUUAAAAAAGAAAGACGGAGACGAAACAAAAUUGAAGGUGGGCGAAAUGGUCAGUUUCGAAUUAAUUGCGACUGUCCCGACAGUUUCGGGAUUAGACGUUACCGCAGAAAUAUUUACGAAACAAGUGUGUAACGACAGCUACGUACCGACAUUAGCAAUAUGCGGCGUUGCGGUGACGACUGCUAGCAGUUCCAUUACGUAUUCGACGGGAGAACCACGAGUCAAGACGAUUUGGAAUGAUAUAACAGUGGCCGAUCGCGUGAUAGUCGAGUUCGGCGAAAUAACGAAUAAAGGUCCCGAAAGUCAAAUCGUGGUGGAAUUUUUCGUCACUCCGGUGGCCAAUCCGGACACGACGUACGAGGUAGAACAUUACGUCACGACGGGUGCCGAGUUUAAUAAGGAAAAUUACGUUUGGCUUUCUCAACAUUCCGUUACUCCAAAUAAGUCGCCUGAAGAUUCUCCGGGAAUUAAAGUUAUCGUCGACGGAUCAACGGAUAUAAACGUAGAUAAAGGGAACGUAUAUACUAUUGAUGCUACAAUCGUAUCGCGAUCGACCGUAGUUACCGUUAUUGUGUGGGUUGAUAACGAUCGAGUCUUGUCAAUUGGUCAUUUAGGAGUUAAAGAAUUUGGGGAAUACUUCGAUUGUAUACCUCGAGAUAUAUAUUAUUAUAAUGCGACCUACGAGAGUGACAAUAAAACGUGUUUGAACACCGAAGCUCGAUUGAGACUCGGAGUGAUUACUAAUACUGGUCCUCCGGAUGAAGAACAGGUGGAUGAUAAUAGGAAGAUUACGUUUACGUUCUCUAUAUACGCCGUUAAUGAUACGAACAAUGUAGGAAAAGAAGUGGGUAUCAAUGCGGGAAUUUUACUCGAUGAAACUAAAGUUUGGUCUUCGAUAAUUAACGUAACAAUUAAAGAAAGGGAAGAAGAUGCUCCAAUAAUAUAUCCUAAAGAUGUUGAAAUUUCUGAAAGUGAAGAUCGAGAUGUUUCGCCUGGAAGUUUGGUAUCGAUUCUUAAUUAUAUGUACGUGGAAGAUUUGGGAGGAUAUUUUAAUUGCAGGAUUAAAGUAGUUGUGCCGAAAGAGGACGACAAAGAACAGUUGGAGCCGUGUGCGGCUAGAUUCGUUAGGGCAGAUUACACUUUUAAUAUCCCUUAUGUGCCUUGUGACGUCGAUGUUCCGUCGGAAAAUAUUGAAGAGAAAACGUAUUUGUUUACAUUACACAGAAUAUAUAUUGUUGAUCAGAGAAAUCCUGGAAAAUACAACGAUUCCCUGGUACUUGUAGAAAUUGUGAUGAAAGUAGCGACGCACGAUAAAUCGACGUCUGGAACAAAACUAAAACCGGAUAUUUUGGUCGAAACUGCAAACGGAUUUGAAUCAUUUUCAGUUGGGAAUUUGGUCAUUAAAGGACCUGCAGAUCCUCCCGUCCCUUCAGUCGUAGUUGACAAUGCAGUAUCGUGGGAUACUUUAUACGACGAAGGAGCGAUCGCUUUCCUUGUCAAAGUAUCUGUCUCGGCAGGAAUUAGCUACGGAGAUUUAGUAUUCGAGGGUGCGGCCGAUGAAAAUUCAAUUCUUAAAAUCUGUACGAGUGAAGUACUGGAAGUAGGACCUCAUCUUCCUUGCACGAGGGCGCAUAUCGACGAUAUCAAUCAAAACGCUACAUAUAGUUUAAUAAAUCCUUCGGAAGCGGCGUGUUUAAAAAGCAACAGAGUUGUAUUAAAAUUAGGAGAUGUCGGAGCCAUAAACAGGGAAGAAGAAGACGAGAAAAACCGUUUUAUUAUUAAAGUUGUUGCUUCGAUACCAGAAUGUUCCGAACCAGUGGAUGAAACUAAAUACGAAUUAGCAAUUGGAUUGACUAUUGGCUCGAAAUCAAUGUGGGCGUCUGAAAUUAAAUAUACGUUUUCUGGAGAAGAUAUCGUUAUUAAAGAGGACAAGGAACCAAUUAUAACCGUUAAACCAUUGACAGAAACCAUAGCUGCCGGUUAUCCGUUGCAAAUAUUGAUAAAUAUAAAUUCUGCCCCCGAUUCGAUCGGUAGAUUUGUAAUCAAAGUGACAGCUUUGACAGAAACGAGUAAUGUGUGUGUUCUUCGAAUUAAUGGUACGGGAAAGCAUUUGCCGUGUGUAGACCCCGAGACUCCUGCAAAAUACCAACCUUACGAAGAUGAUAGAAAAGGAGUGCGGAGGGCAAUAAUUGAAUUGAAAGCCUUAUCAAACACAGGAAGUCCCGAUUCGGACCAAUCGUCAUUCGAUAACGAAUUGCAGGUUAUUGCUAUUGUACUAGUAUCGCAGGAUGCAACAGACGACCAAAAGCUUCAGUGGGAAGUCGAUUACGGAAUCGAUAAAAAAUCUGACGAAUUAAUUAUCCCCGUAGAUGAAACUGCUAUUCCAGAAAUGUGUGAAGACGAAAAAACUUUAAAUUUAACAUUAAAUCCCGGAAACGAAGUUGCCGUGGAUGCACCCAUGUUUGUAAUUCUAGAUAUAGAGCUUCCGGAAUUCUGCGCUGCCGAUUUGCACGUUACCAUAAUAAAUCCCGAUCACGAGAAUCGCAAAUUUCGAGUCUGUUCGGCCGGAGUGGCGUAUUUUGGUGCAAAUUACCCUUGUUUUAAGCCAGAAACACUGAAGACAAUCUCUCCGUGUGAAGAUUGUGGACCGGACGAAGUUGCUCUCAUAAGUCUUCGGACCGUAUGCAAUUCUUACAUCGAUCGAGAGAAUAAUUCUGCAAAUUUAAUACAAUUGAAGGCCGCAAUAUAUCCCACGGAUUAUAUCGAAAAAGAUGAAAUUAAUAUAAAAGUAAAAUUUAAUAUUGGGCAAAGAACAAUCGAUGAUUUGCCUGUAUUAAAUGCAAAAUUUAUUGAAGAGAAAAGUUACGAUGCUCCGGAUAAUAUAGAGGUGGAAUUAUUGGAAGAAAGCAUUCCAAUUAGAGUAAGAGAGAAAACUUUGGUACCAUUCAAAAUAAAGAUAGAACCCAACUAUAUACAGAAGAUUACGAUAAGAGUAAAAUCUCCAAUUUCGGACGGUAGACCCAUUUUUGUUUUUCACGGUUUGCACUUUGCAUCUGCGGGAAGGAAUAUACCGUGCUCAAAUAUUCGAGAAGAUUACGCGUUAAGCUCCGAAGCUCCCACUUGCCAAAAUAACACAAUCGAAGCGGAUAUAGGAUAUUUGGGCAACACGGAUAUCAUUCUAACGGAUAAAAUUGAAGAAGACGACCGAGUCAACUUUAAUAUAUCGGUUGAAUUGACAGAUCACGUUACGGCCGAACACGAAUCGGAACAGAAAAUCUCUAUUUCGGUAACAAUUAACGGCGAAAGUAACGAGCUAGAACAGACAUUUCUUGUAGAAAGAGACGGCAAAGAAACGGCCAAUUUGAUGGUCGAUGUAGCGAAAAGCGGUGGAGAUUGCGGAGAUAAUAUUGUGUUGAAAGUUUCCGUCCAGCACAGCAACGAAUCCAGGGCAGAACCAAUCGAAGUCGUGGUAGAUUUGCAUACACCGCCAUUUUUAAUAUUGGAUUCGGUAACGAGUUGGAACGUUAAAGAACAACCAACGUUCAAUAAUCAAUCCGGAGGCAUAAGAAUAUCGUUUGGUAGCUUGGCAUUCUGCGAAGUAGCCCGAGUGGAAUUUACUGUUAAAGUAGAUUGUUUUCAGAAAUCGUCCGCGUGUGGCAAUAACGUUACCGCGCCCUAUCGAGUAUUAUGCAGGCAAACUCUUCGUUCUACACCCGUUCAAAAUCCACAAGAGGAUAAAUUAUUUUACUGCGCCGAAAUGAGCCAUCUUCAUUACGAAAUAUGUUGCCCCGAGUGCGGAGAAAAAUUAGGAAUCGAUGAUCCGACCGUCGUCGACGAUUGCCAGUUAACGGCAUCCGCGGCAGCCAGUAAAGAUUACGCGGCACAUUUCGCUAGGAUUAUCGGCCAAGGAGAAGAUAGUGGAAAGGUUUGGGCGCCGCCGGUUAGAUCGGGAUUCUGUAACGACUAUUUGCAAAUUGACUUCUUGCGUACGGUCAGAGUGGUGAAAGUCGUUCUUCAGAAAAUCCAAGGAAUGCGUUACGUAACCGAAUUUAAACUUUUGUGUGGAAUGACGGGAGUCGAUUGGACACUAGCGGUUCAAGCUACCACAAAUUUCCGAGAGAAUCUAUCGGAAACGAGACUCGUUAAACCCGUAACGUGCAGGUUUUUCCAAUUAGUAAUCUUACAAAACAAUGAUCCCGACGACUUAAGCAAUUAUAUCGGAGUUAGAAUGGAAUUAUACGGAUGCCCGGUGGAUAAAGCCAAGGGAGCCGAGUGUAAUUCCGACUCCACGUGGUAUUCCGACGAUCCAGCCAAUACGGGUCGACACCUGGUUGGAGGAUGUAAAGACGAAGAAAUGUAUUUUUGCGAUACGUGUACGAACCAUCCCAGUGGAAAUAAGUGUUAUUACACUCUGGACGACGGUAAACGAUGGAACGUGGUGCAGAGAAACAUCGGAAAGGUUGUCGGAUGCGAUAAGGAGACGGGGAUUACGUACGCCGCGGAUAAAAGAAACUGGAGUUAUAUCGGAUUGAAGAACGGUACGUGGAUCCUAGUGAAGGAAAGCGAUUUUAAGGAUAUCGAAACCAAGAGCACGUUUGAAAAACCAAAGGUAAUUCCGGGACUUUGCCAGGAGCAACUCGGAGAAAUCGCCGUUGGAGAAUGGACCGUCGACGUUUACGGAUUGCGUAAAGACGGUGUCGAAUUAACGAAAUGGGACUCUUGCUGUUUAGACGAAUUAAAAAUGUGGAUGAUGCUUUAA